Molecule: messenger RNA, 951 nt
Organism: Lindgomyces ingoldianus
Lineage: Eukaryota; Fungi; Ascomycota; Dothideomycetes; Pleosporales; Lindgomycetaceae
Exons: 3
Coding region: 241-672 (143 amino acids)
Source: RefSeq, a predicted model, not a curated record
UGGCCGUGGCCUAUGAUUCGCUGAUGGCGCCCCUGGACCGCGGUCUCGCUACCCCCAACAGCAGAGUUCAAUUUGCAGCAGUUCGUCUCUAAAUUGUGCAGGGCUAGCCUGCAGUUGGCCUGGCCGUCUCCGCAUUUUGCGCAUCUGCCACCUCAAGCCCCUGAUCCUUGGCCUGGCCGAAGUUGCAGCAAGCCUCAAAGGCGUUGAAGUCUGCGCGUCCGACCUCUGUCCACCUCUGUGAUGAGAGUCCUGCCUCACGGCCUUUUUUCAUACCUCGCGCCUGGGAGCCACGCUUCGUCUGCCACCGGACCAUCCCAAGGCUAUCGCUCUGCUUUGCUUCCUCGACUCUUCUCUUUUGCUGAAGAGCGCGAAGGAGCUGCAGUGUGCCACCCGUGGCUGUUGGUGUUCUCUCCACAGCUCUUGCGGACUGGAGGAAUCGAACCACCCGCCAAGGAUCCCAACCUCCAGCAAUAUCCAUCCGGUCUUUGUGGCCCCUCGUCCUCGCCGUCUAUCUCUUCCCCCUCUGUCGCUCGGGACAUAGAGCGACGAUGUGCCAGAUUCAAUAGGAGAGUAUUGCGCAGCUCGACCUGGUUGUGGAUCGACGAGACGCCCUCUCGAGAUAGAACAGUGGCGCUUCCCCACAUUCUUUCUUGUCCGGAGCUUUCUCGCUGAUCGCUGGGUUUGUACACUCCUAUGCUACGACUUAUGCCCUAGUGUAAUCCGUCUCUUCUUCCACGAUUCUGCGCAAAGACUAGGGAUAGAUUGGCUCAAGAGUUUGGCGCAUUCUUCAUUUGGUCUUCGUUUUAGCUCUUUUCUGGGUAUCGAAAUUGUUUGAUAUACUAUACGUACGAAUAUACCCAGUGUUUGUGGUUAGAUUUGCGCUGAAUCAUAUGCAAUAGGAUAUACUGCUGGUGAUCUGAUAGACGGUCUUCGCUCUCGAGAUAUCCCGGA